Molecule: messenger RNA, 2268 nt
Organism: Dissoconium aciculare CBS 342.82
Lineage: Eukaryota; Fungi; Ascomycota; Dothideomycetes; Mycosphaerellales; Dissoconiaceae
Exons: 1
Coding region: 1-2268 (755 amino acids)
Biological process (GO): regulation of DNA-templated transcription
Molecular function (GO): DNA-binding transcription factor activity, RNA polymerase II-specific; zinc ion binding
Source: RefSeq, a predicted model, not a curated record
AUGUCAGAAGAGUUUCCGGCAUCAGGGCAGAGCAGGUCGUUUCGCGAUAUACCCUCGACCUCGUCGUCAACUCGUGUCAUCGCUCCUCCACCCGCGUUUGUACCCUUCCCUCCGACGAGGUCGUCGACAACUUUCGACCGUCCAAUGCCUGGCGUCGCCCUGCAGUCCGCCAGUCUGGCGCCUCCAUUCUACGAGCGUCCGACUACCGGCGCUACCUACUCGGCACAUGCUUAUCAGACUACACCAACGUUACCGCCAUUGUCGGGCCUCCAGACACCUCAGCUACAACAACAGCGAAGCACUGCCCUCUCGACGUCUUCAGCAUCAUCGGCCUUGUCGGCGCCUCUUCCCGGCCAGACGACAUCGAAACCAACGAAUCAGGACAGCCCACAAGGAAGCACCAAGACUGGACGGAAGAGCAAGGCACAUGUCGCUUCGGCAUGUUUCAAUUGCAAGCGAGCGCAUCUCAGCUGUGACGAUCAACGGCCCUGCGCUCGCUGUGUGGCAUCUGGAAAGCAGGUAAGCAUCGGAUCGUUUAUUUUUCAUUAUUGGAUCAUGCAUCUGACGGAGUUGGAAAAGGAUACCUGCUACGAUGUGCAACAUAAGAAACGUGGUCGACCACGGCUGAGGGAGGAGAGCGACUUCAAAAUUGAACGAAUGACCGCUGAGCCAGGUCGACCAACUUCGUCACUUAUCGGAGCAGCCAACUAUGCGUCUGCCAGGCCGAUAGCCGCAACCAGACCGAGAAGAUCAGAUUCAUUUCGAUCGCACCCUUCUCACAGCAGUGAUGGAUCGAUCGGAAUGGCGGCGAGUCCCAUGUAUCAAUACCCUCAUCCAACAUCAGCGAUGAGAUCAACCUUUGAACAUCCACAGGCAGCUCACCGUCCUCCUUCACCUACCGGACCACCGUUCUUUGAGAUACCCACCGCAGUCCUCGAUAUUGACUUUGUCAUCUUGAGAGCCAACAGGCUCUUCUGGCAAAUCCUUUUCCGUGGACAAGAAUUGGUCGGACGGAAUCUGGGCGACAUUGUUACACCUGCUGACGGUGAAAGCUUUCUAACGAUUCGAAAUCGCCUGCGGCGAGAACGAGAUGCACACUCACCAGCCUCGGAAACAUCGAUGUUGCAAGCAGGUUCCGAUCCGAUCCAGGGUAUUCGCGAUGUGGAUGUCGAGCAGUUCACGCAUGGUUUCCAUGAUCGGACUUACGUAUGGACACAAGUUGGAGCCGGUGAUCAAUCAUUCCCUGCGCGUGUACGCCUGGCGAGAGCCUCUUCAUACUUUGUCGUUAUCACACUUCCCUCAUUUCGUCCAGUCGAGUCACGCGCUAGCACCUACAGGACAUCGCAGACUUUUCAUCGUCCUCACCUAUCACAUACGCAGUCGUACUCCCACCCGGAAUCGUACUCUGCGCCAACAUCACAUACGCCACAAGCAUCUCAUGCUCUACCACCGGUAGGCUAUCAGAGCACUCAUCACCAACACCAAUAUCCACAAACGUAUGCGGCGGUCGCACGUUAUCCAGCACCGCAAUCACAGCCACCGCCGCCGCCGCCGCCACCUCCACCUCCACCACCCGCGUCCGCUCCCGGAUCAAUGCCAUCGGUCUCGAGAUCGUUCCCUCCGCCUUACUCACAGCCAGCUUACCACGAUCGACCCACCUAUCGACCCACCACACCGCGUGUCUCAGAACCAACUCCAGAUCAUGGUCCAGCCGGAGACGUGUCAAGACGUCCAUCUCUGGCAGAUUCGGCAGCUUCUUCUGCUUCUGGAGCAGUCCGUCUGCCGCCUAUCCUAGCCAGCCCACUACGUGACAGCCGACCAACGACACAGCUGCGUCCACUUGAUCAUCGUAAUUUUGAGGGUGAGAGCUCGGCAAUACGGCCACCGCCUCCUCCAGCUUCCACGUCGUCAAUACCAACGUCAGAGCAAGCACAACCACCGCAUUCGCGAGCUCCUUACACCCCUCAACAGCCUCAGACAUAUGCACAGGUGCUUUCCCGCCAAUACGAUCCACAGUCGGCAGCACAGCAAAGGCCAAUGCAGCAGAUGACUGCUUCAGCACCACCACCACCACCGCCACCACAACAUCAGCCCCAGUACCACCACCAUCAACAGCGACAGCAAAGUCAACAACAGCCAACCUCGUACGCACCCAGUGGUGCAGAGAGACGGACUCGAGAGCGAACUGCAACGGAGGCUGAAGAUGAUGAACAGGACCGACCACGCAAACGUGCUCGACGAAUGGGCAUCGAUGAUGUCCUUCAUUAA